Messenger RNA from Oncorhynchus tshawytscha (Chinook salmon), 3237 nucleotides. RefSeq names its product cohesin subunit SA-1-like. Gene Ontology annotation, cellular component: cohesin complex; chromatin; nucleus. The record is from RefSeq and is a predicted model, not a curated record. Gene Ontology annotation, molecular function: chromatin binding. Gene Ontology annotation, biological process: sister chromatid cohesion. NCBI's taxonomy places the organism in Eukaryota, Metazoa, Chordata, Actinopteri, Salmoniformes, Salmonidae.
UGCGCCACCAGAACAGCAUUACAGCGAGGAAGGCUCCACCAGAUGGCAGUUUAGGAUUGUUCCUUUCUGCUCCAAGGCGCGGUUCCCGCUUCUCACGACAUAUUUACAAUAUUAAAAUCUACACACUUUUAUCAGAUAUAUCGAUUAUUUUAUUUCGGAAGACUGUAAUCGAUUGGUCAAUGGCCGGUAAAGGGGCUGGUGUGUUGUGAGGUGCUGUGUCCCCAGUGUUGAGUGAAUUUGGUCACCACUCUGUAACCCCCCACACACACACACACACACACACACACACACACACACACACGGUUGACCCAGUACCGAGCCACACCCCUCCUUCCAGCGGACCACACACCCACCCUUUCCUGAGGACACACCCCACUCUUUCCUGAGGACACACACCCCUCCCUCCAGCGGACCACACACACCCACUCUUUCCUGAGGACACACACCCCUCCCUCCAGCGGACCACACACACCCACUCUUUCCUGAGGACACACACCCCUCCAGCAGUCAGGAUGAUCACCUCUGAGCUGCCUGUCCUACAGGACUCGUCCAAUGAGAGCGGAGCGGCAGACACAGUGAGUCUGAGUGUGAGUGUGAGUGAGCUGGAGGACCCGACAGACACUAAAGGCAAGAAGAAGAGAGGGAGGCCUGGCAGACCACCAGCAGCCAAUAAGAAGCCUCGGAAGUCCCCAGCGGAGAAGGCUACAGGCGGGGCUAAAGGGAGGAAGGCCAAUGGGGUCCCUCAGACCAACGGCGAGGGAGGAGACCCCGUCACUCUGUUUGAGGUGGUCAGAAUGGGAAAGAGUGCCAUGCAGUCUGUGGUUGAUGACUGGAUCGAGUCGUACAAGCAGGACAGAGACAUCGCCUUACUGGACCUCAUCAACUUCUUUAUCCAGUGUUCUGGCUGCAAAGGCACCGUGCGCAUCGAGAUGUUCCGGAACAUGCAGAAUGCUGAGAUCAUCAGGAAGAUGACAGAGGAGUUUGACGAGGACAGUGGGGACUACCCUCUCACCAUGCCCGGGCCGCUGUGGAAGAAGUUCCGCUACAACUUCUGUGAGUUCAUCUGCGUAUUAAUACGUCAGUGCCAAUACAGCAUCAUCUACGAUGAGUACCUCAUGGACACAGUCAUAUCCCUCCUCACGGGACUGUCUGACUCACAGGUCAGAGCUUUCAGACACACCAGCACACUGGCAGCGAUGAAGUUGAUGACAGCGUUGGUGAACGUGGCGUUGAACCUCAGUAUCCACCAGGACAACACCCAGAGACAGUAUGAGGCUGAGAGGAACAAGAUGGCCGGAAAACGGGCCAAUGAGAAGCUAGAGCUGCUGCUGCAGAAGAGGAAGGAGCUCCAGGAGAACCAGGAUGAGAUUGAGAACAUGAUGAACUCUAUCUUCAAAGGAAUCUUUGUCCACCGCUACAGGGAUGCUAUAGCUGAGAUCAGAGCUAUCUGUAUUGAGGAGAUUGGAGUUUGGAUGAAGAUGUACUCUGACGCCUUCCUCAACGACAGCUACCUGAAAUAUGUAGGAUGGACCUUACACGACCGGCAAGGUGAGGUCCGUCUGAAGUGUCUGAAGGCUCUCCAGAACCUGUACACCAACAGAGAACUGUUUCCUAAACUGGAGCUGUUCACCAACCGCUUCAAGGACCGCAUCGUGUCCAUGACUCUGGAUAAGGAGUAUGACGUGGCUGUGGAGGCUAUUAGACUGAUCACUCUCAUCCUGCAGGGCAGCGAGGAUGCAUUGUCCAAUGAGGACUGCGAGAAUGUCUACCACCUGGUUUACUCCGCCCACAGACCUGUCGCCGUGGCAGCAGGAGAGUUUCUGCACAGGAAGUUGUUCAGCAGACAUGACCCCCAGGCAGAGGAGGAGUUGGCUAAGAGGAGAGGGAGGAGCAGCCCCAACGGGAACCUCCUCCGCAUGCUGGUGCUGUUCUUCUUGGAGAGUGAGCUUCAUGAACAUGCAGCCUAUCUGGUGGACUCUCUGUGGGAGAGUUCUCAGGAGCUGCUGAAGGACUGGGAGUGUAUGACUGAGUUACUGCUGGAGGAGCCUGUACAAGGAGAGGAGGUGCUGUCAGACAGACAGGAGAGUUCCCUGAUAGAGGUGAUGGUGUGUACCAUCCGGCAGGCAGCAGAGGCUCACCCACCCGUCGGCAGGGGCACUGGGAAGCGUGUUCUCACGGCGAAGGAGAGGAAGACUCAGAUCGACGACAAGAACAAACUGACAGAACACUUCAUCAUGGCCCUGCCCAUGCUGCUGUCUAAGUACCAGGCCGACUCUGAGAAGGUGGCUAACCUGCUACAGAUCCCUAUGUUCUUUGAUCUGGACGUGUACAGCGCUGGGCGUAUGGAGAAGCACCUAGAUGCCUUACUGAAGCAGAUCCGCCUGGUGGUGGAGAAACACAUUGAGACAGACGUGCUGGAGGCCUGCAGUAAGACCUACAGCAUCCUGUGUUCUGAGGAGUACACCAUCAUGAACAGAGUGGACAUCGCCCGCUCGCAACUCAUCGACGAGAUAACGGACCGCUUCACACACUCUGUAGAAGACCUGCUGCAAGAGGCCGAGGAGGCCGACGAUGACGACAUCUACAACGUUCUGUCUACCCUCAAGAGACUCACGGCCUUCCACAAUGCUCAUGACCUGACGCGGUGGGACCUGUUUGGUAGCUGCUACAGGUUGUUGAAGGCUGGUAUUGAGCAGGGGGCCAUGCCAGAGCAGAUCGCUGUCCAGGCCCUGCAGUGUUCCCACUACUCUAUACUGUGGCAGCUGGUGAAAAUCACAGAGGGAACUCCUAGUAAGGAGGACCUGGUGGCUCUGAGGAGAGUGGUGAAGUCCUUCCUGGCUGUCUGUCAGCAGUGUCUGUCCAAUGUCAACACACCUGUCAAAGAACAGGCCUUCAUGUUGUUGUGUGACCUGCUGAUGGUCUUCAGUCACCAGUUGGUGUCUGGGGGCAGAGAAGGACUGGAGGCCCUGGUGUUCAACCCAGACAGCACCUUACAGAACGAGCUGCUCACCUUCAUCCUGGACCACGUGUUUAUAGACCAGGAUGAUGAGAACCAGAGCAUGGAAGGUGACGAGGAGGAUGAAGCCAAUAAGAUAGAAGCCCUUCACAAGAGGAGAAACCUGCUCGCAGCCUUCAGCAAACUCAUCAUCUAUGACAUCGUGGACAUGCCUGCUGCUGCAGACAUCUUCAAACACUACAUGAAGACACACACACACACACACACACACACACACACAC